GAUCUGAUACAACCGCCAUACACCGCCGAUAAUAAUGAUAACAGCAAUCACAUUCUGAUGAAGAGAGAAAUUUCGUGGAACAUUGAUAAAUCAACGGAGGCAACACCUCGUGACACUGAUAGCACUAAUGAUGAGGAUGCUUCCAGCUCCACUCGAACAACACCCCGAACAACAAGAAAAGCAACAACUGAGUCAAGCAAAUCCUCAUCAAAUUGUUAUCAUAGAUUCCAAUUGAUUACUUCUAAUGAUACAGUACGUAUUGCGUACUUCUUUCAAUUCACAAUACCGAUUUUAUUGAGUGUUUUGCAGAAUAUCAGUGAAACAUCAUCACUAUCAAAACGACGGAUCAAUCAAAAAGCUGAAUCGAUGUUCGGUGGUAACGUUGAUGUGAUAUGCUCAAAAGGCCAUUUCUCCUAUGUCUAUUCAUCGGAUCUGUAUUGUGAAGCCACUAACGAGGGUAUCACUUGUAUUGCCUUCAGACAAUCGUCCAACAACUAA
Messenger RNA from Anisakis simplex (herring worm), 498 nucleotides. The record is from the annotation of a GenBank genome assembly. Lineage: Eukaryota; Metazoa; Nematoda; Chromadorea; Rhabditida; Anisakidae.